This is a messenger RNA of Amoebophrya sp. A25, 361 nucleotides long. Lineage: Eukaryota; Dinophyceae; Syndiniales; Amoebophryaceae. The record is from the annotation of a GenBank genome assembly.
CGUUCAUGUUCGUUGUGCGAUUACAUCAACCGAGAAAAUUCCAUCUUGUUUAAAGGAAAAGGAGUGAGUCCAUUGAUGCAAGAACUGUAAGAAAAUGAUCGGUUUCUUGAAGAUACCUCCACAUGGUCUACUUUGGUUUGCUUUCGUCGUGCAAUGUUGUACAACCACCUCGACGAGCCUGCAGGUGCUCCUCGGGGCCUCCUCUUCGCGGUCUUUCGCCACGACUUCUAGUUCGAGGCGAUUUCCUCCUGUGCCAGACUAUCCGGCACCAGCGCCCCCAGCAGAGAAUGUCGUGGUCGAGCAGCCCUCGUCCAGUCUUUCUUCGGUGCUUCCUCAUGAUCUUCCAGUGGGUUCUGAGCUG